Molecule: messenger RNA, 1407 nt
Organism: Exophiala oligosperma
Lineage: Eukaryota; Fungi; Ascomycota; Eurotiomycetes; Chaetothyriales; Herpotrichiellaceae
Exons: 2
Coding region: 1-1407 (468 amino acids)
Biological process (GO): L-valine catabolic process
Cellular component (GO): mitochondrion
Molecular function (GO): 3-hydroxyisobutyryl-CoA hydrolase activity
Source: RefSeq, a predicted model, not a curated record
AUGACAGAGAUCCAACCAUUGCCAGACGAUGAGAAAGAUGACGUUGUUUUCAAGAUACGUGGAACCGUCGGAAUGAUCCAACUAAAUCGACCAAAGAAGCUGAAUUCGCUCAAUGGAUCGAUGAUACGAAAGAUUAUCCCAGUCUUGAAGCGAUGGGAAACGUCUGAUCUAGUGAACUGCGUGGUUAUCUCCGGCGCAGGGGGAAAAGCUUUCUGCGCAGGCGGAGACGUCGCAGCCUUGGCCCUACAAAACAUCAAAGACGGACCUCCAGGUCAAAGAGAGUCCACGGAAUACUUCGCGGUUGAGUACAAGCUUAAUCAUCUGAUAGCGACCUACACAAAGCCGUACAUCGCCAUCAUUAACGGGAUCACCAUGGGUGGGGGCAUGGGCCUUUCCUGCCAUGCGCCCUUUCGGAUCGCCACAGAGAAGACUCUUUUCGCGAUGCCCGAAACGGACAUUGGGCUCUUCCCUGACGUUGGCGGCGGAUUCUUCCUCUCACGAUUAGACGGCGGGAUAGGCCCCUACCUAGCCAUAACCUCCAGUCGAUUGAGAGGCAUCCAAGCCUACUACGCCGGCGUUGCAACCCACUACACGAAAUCUUCCACCAUUCCUGACCUCGUGGAUCAACUUGUAACAGUGUGCGCAAAGUCACUGACUCGAGAAAUGUCGUGUCCAGAACGACUCAAAGUUCUCAACGCCUUUCUUACCCAAUACUCGACGUCAACACCCCACGACGACCCAAUUCAGCUUGCAGGAGAAUUGCGUUUGUGCAUCGACGAGGUUUUCAGCUUGCCCACCACCGUCUCCCAAAUCCUUGAUCGUCUUGCGGCCAUUUCUGAAGACGGCGCCUCAUCCAGACCCAAACUCCUUCGUGACUGGGCCGCAAAAACUCGCCGAGCGAUUGUGGAAGGCAAGAGUCCGACGUCGAUGGCUGUCACCCUUCGUCAGCUUGAGUUCGCGCAACAAUGGGACAUCAAGGAGACGUUCAAAAUGGAACACAUCGUCGCUGCUACUUUCAUGAGGCACCCCGAUUUUGUGCAAGGGGUCAAGUCGAAACUCAUUGACAAACCCGCCUCGAAGCCCACAUGGGACCCGCCGACUGCAGGAGAGGUUCCGAACGGUGUGGUCGACAAGUUUUUCCAACGUCCAACUGGGCUACCAGCUUUGAAACUAUUUGAUGAGGAGCACAGAGAAAAUUAUACUCAGUAUCCUCAUGCGUGGACGGCGCUUCCGUCAGAGACGCGCAUCCGGGAGUUGCUGAAAGCAGUACCGAUGGACGACUCGCCAGCGCAAACACUUCGCGAAAUCGCCAGGCAACUGGGCAAGGACACUGGAAACAUCGCCGGCGUGUAUCUAAAGGUUAUGGAUGUGUGGUCUAGAGUAAAUAUGCCUCGAGUCGCGGUGUGA